Molecule: messenger RNA, 2567 nt
Organism: Daktulosphaira vitifoliae (grape phylloxera)
Lineage: Eukaryota; Metazoa; Arthropoda; Insecta; Hemiptera; Phylloxeridae
Gene: Ssrp
Product: FACT complex subunit Ssrp1
Exons: 14
Coding region: 175-2418 (747 amino acids)
Cellular component (GO): FACT complex; nucleus
Molecular function (GO): DNA binding; nucleosome binding; histone binding
Source: RefSeq, a predicted model, not a curated record
UGAUAUAUCAAAUGUGUUAUCAUUUUCCCGCGUCGCAUGGCGGUAUUAGUGUUGUAAAUAUCAUAAUCAGUUUUUGAUUCAACAUUAGAAACUCACUAGUUGUGUCGUAAACUCUGACUUACACUUAUAACUGAUUAAAUAUUUGUACCAAACCUAGUUGCUUUCACCUAAAUUAUGGAUUUAGAAUUUCAAGAUGUGCGUGCCGAAGUUAAAGGUAUCAUGUGUUCAGGGCGUUUAAAGUUUACAGAUCAGAAUAUUGCAUUUAAGAAUAUUAAAACUGGCAAAGUUGAACAGCUAACAUCAUCAGAUAUUGAAUUUGUUAAUUGGCAAAAGUUAGUAGGUACAUGUGGAAUAAGAAUUUUUUUAAAAAAUGGCAAUUUGCAUCGUUACAGUGGAUUCAAUGAGUCUGACCAAGAAAAAAUUGCCAAAUAUUUUAAAAAUACAUACCAUUUGGAUAUGUUGGAAAAAGAAUUGUCUAUUAAAGGAUGGAAUUGGGGUAGUGCUAAGUUUAAUGGUUCAAUAUUGAGUUUUGAUAUUGGUAACUUAACUGCCUUUGAAAUUCCUCUUAAUAAUGUAUCUCAAUGUACUACUGGGAAAAAUGAAGUAACAUUGGAGUUUCAUCAGAAUGAUGAAGCUCCAGUUAGUCUUUGUGAAAUGAGAUUUCAUAUUCCGACAGCUGAGCUUGCUGGUGAUCAAGAUCCAGUUGAUGCAUUCCAUGAUCAAGUUAUGAAACAAGCUAGUGUAAUAUCUGUAUCUGGUGAUGCAAUUGCUAUAUUUAGAGAAAUGCAAUGUCUUACACCUCGUGGUCGCUAUGACAUUAAAGUUUUUCAAACAUUUUUUCAACUACAUGGUAAAACUUUUGAUUAUAAAAUUCCUAUGACAACAGUACUGAGGUUAUUCAUACUACCUCAUAAAGAUGGACGCCAAAUAUUUUUUGUUGUAAGUUUGGAUCCUCCAAUAAAACAAGGUCAAACAAGAUACCAUUAUUUAGUACUCCUAUUUAAUAUGGAUGAUGAUACUUCCAUUGAACUUCCAUUUACUGAUGAAGAAAUUGAAUCUAAAUAUGCUGGAAAAUUAACAAAAGAAUUAAAUGGACCAACUUAUGAAGUUCUUGCACAAGUCAUGAAAGCUAUUGUUAAUAGGAAAAUAACUACUCCAGCUAGUUUUAAAGGGCAUUCAGGUACCUCAGCAAUUGGUUGUUCUUAUAAGGCAGCAGCUGGUUAUAUUUAUCCUCUGGAAAGAGGAUUUAUAUACAUACACAAACCACCAAUUCAUAUAAGAUUUGAAGAAAUUUCUAGUGUUAAUUUUGCUAGAGGUGGAGGUAGUACAAGAUCGUUUGAUUUUGAAAUUGAAUUGAAAAAUGGUGUAAUACAUACUUUCAGUAGUAUAGAAAAAGAAGAAUAUGGUAGUCUUUAUGAUUUUAUAAAUGCCAAAAAAUUAAGAGUGAAGAAUACAGGCAAAUCUGAUAAACCAGCUUAUACUGGUGAUGAUUAUGGGGAUUCAGAUAACGAGGGUGAACCUGAUGCUUACUUGGCUCGUGUAAAGCGUGAAGGACAAGAACGAGAUGAAGAUGAUGAUUCCGAUGAAAGUACUGAUGAAGAUUUCAAUCCAGAUGCACAAGAGAGUGAUGUUGCUGAAGAAUUUGAUAGUAAUCCAUCAACUACUGAAUCAGAAUCAGAUGAAGAAGGUGACUCUAAAGAAAAGAAAAAGAAAAAAGAUAAAAAGCCAAAGUCUGCGAAAACAAUUUCUGAAAAACCUCGUAAACCAAAAAAAGCCAAAAAAGUUGAUGAUGGUAGACCAAAAAGAGCAGCCACAGCUUAUAUGUUGUGGUUUAAUGAAGCUCGUGAUGAUAUUAAAGCUAACAAUCCUGGAAUUUCAUUUGCUGACGUUGGAAAGAAAGGAGGAGAAAUGUGGAAGAAAAUGUCUUCUAGUGAAAAAUUGAAAUAUGAAGAAAAAGCAGCCAAAGCUAAAGAAGAAUAUAAUAAAGCAAUGAAAGAAUUCAAAGAAUCUGGCGGAGGAGCAGAUACUCCCAAAGCUUCUUCUUCUUCAAAAACAAAAUCCUCUUCAAAACCACAAGCUAAAAAAUCUUCAUCAAAAAAAGUUACAACGCCUGUCAAGAGUGGAUCAUUUAUUUCAAAAGAAUUUAUUGAAUCAGAUGAUGAUUCUUCAAUGAGUGAAAGUGAAAAAAAUAAUAAAAACAAAAGUAAAUUGAAAAAGUCCACUUCAGGUGAUUCAAGUGAAGAAAAAUCAAAACCUCCAAAAAAAAGUGAUGACAAAAAGAGAAAGCAAAAAGAAUCUUCAAAUGAAUCAAGCGAAGAAGAAAAAAAUAAAUCCAAAAGAAGUAAGAGUGACUCUGAGGAGGAAGAAGAAGAGGAAGAAAGUAGUGGAAGUGCAUCUGAUGCUAGUGAUUCUGAUUAAGUUUUGUAAUCUGUAUUUUGUAUCUAAUAACUUCUUAAUUUUAAUUUCUAUGUUCCACAGUUAUUUUUAUUAUUAUUAUUAUAUUUAUGCAUUAUUUUGUAACUUCCCUUUUUGUACAUAUUUCAGUACAAUAAAUGUAUGUUUUUAUA